CAUGAUUCUAUGACCCACACUACAACCUUUUCACAGCUCAGGGGGAUGGGAGGCAGCGAUCAACAACCAUCGCAGGGGCACUUCGAGCGCAAGACGUCUUUUUCGGCGCAGGCAGGCCGGAGGACAAUGUCGCAGCUGAAGAACGAAGGUGCCCUUUGUAUUUUGCCAGAGUACCGCAGGGACCAUCCCCCACCCCACCGCUCCGGUGCCCAUCGGACUGUCCGCCCGCCCCGGCGCGGUUUCAGGUGCGGAGAAGGCCCGCAGCUCCCUUGAAGGCGGUGCCGCCCGAGCUCUCCGAGGUUUCGCUGCCUUCCACCUGCCAGCCGAGCGCCAGCGACCCGCUGCGCAGCAACCGCCGCACCCGCCGCGCACGGGCCGGGGCGGAUGGAGCGGCUGCGGGCGGGGGCGGCCGCGCUGGACGAGUACGCGGAAUAUCGCCGCAUUGUAGGUGAUGAUGAUGGAGGAAAGCUCUUUACCCCUGAGGAGUACGAGGAGUACAAAAGAAAAGUGUUACCAAUUCGGUUACAGAACAGGUUGUAUGUGAGCUGGAGGUCACCAACUGGCAUGGACUGUAAGCUUGUGGGACCAGAGACACUGUGCUUUUGUACUCACCGGUAUAAAGAACACAAAACGGAUUACGAAGUGAUUCCCAAAGAUCGUCCUAUUUGUGUGCCCUGUAGAGUGAGCUGUUGCCCGUGCCACUCCUAUCACUAUGUCCCUCUAAAUGGCACACAGCCCAUCCGUUGUAGAUGCAAACACUUUGCGGAGCAGCACUGUGCAGCACCUGGAUUUGCAUGUAACGCCUGUUCCAAGUGUUCGGGCUUUCAUAGUUGCUUUACCUGUGCAUGUGGUCAGCCAGCAUACGCUCAUGAAACAGUCGUGGAAACUAAGCAAGAGCGCUUAGCGCAAGGAAAGCCUGUGGGGCAGGAUGUUUCUUAUGCUGCUAUGGGAGGACUGACUGGUUUUAGUUCACUGGCAGAAGGCUACAUGAGACUCGAUGACAGUGGAAUAGGGGCUCCUUCUGCCGAACUUUUAGAAUCCCCUGUUACCAGCAUGGAUCAUCCAUUUCUAAAAGCAUUUCAUGGACCUUCUAGUUCUGCUCAAGCCAUCUCACAGACUGCAGGUGGUUCUAGUGCCACAAGACAAAUUUCUCAUGGAAAGCACUCAGAAGAUGAUGACAUGGCUUACUUUGAAAGACGAUAUCAAGAACGGCAGAAAAAGGAGAAGGCUGCUAGACCGAAAGUGAAAAAUCCAGUGCCGUCAAAGAAGCCAUGAGAUUAAUAAAUAAACACUACUAUAUGGCACAGUGUUAAUUGUUGUGUUGAAGAGUAUUUUUCACUGUGCCUACCUGCAUACUUUUGUUUCUUCAUUUCUUUAUGCUGCUGGUUAGGUCUAUAGCUGAAAUUAAUUUUUAAUUUUCUUGUUAUAAUAAAAUUGGUACUUUAAUUAAUGCAUUUAUAAUCGCUAGAAUUGUUACAUAGAUAUGUAUUCCUUUUAGAAUGGAAAAUAGUAUUUAGAGAUUUACAGAGCUGUUAUUUAAGAUCUGAGAGAAUAAGCGUGUAUUUAAGUAUUACAUUGUAGUAGGGCAAAGAAAAUACAUCUCCUAUUCUUAGAUUUUUAUGACGCACUUUCUUUAUUUGUAGAGUCCUUAGAACUAAUCUUGUUCAUGGAUUUUUACUUGGUGGGAUUUGUUCUGUUAAUACUGACAUUUUAAUCUUUUCUUUAAAUCUUUUUUUUUUCCUGUUGGUUUCAUCAUUUUUAUAUAAAAUUCAAACAUACCCUUCUUCUCUCACACUUCUCUAGACUCUGUAUGUGCCAGUGUAUAAACAUUUUUUACGUAGAAAGUCCUGUAUGCAUGUAAACUCAUUUCCACACAUACCUCCUAGCUACUUGAAGGGAUCCUGCCUGUAUACUUCAUUCCAGAUUUCUCUAGUGGUACCAUUCUCCCAAUUCUGUUUGUUUGAAACUGUCCAUAACAAUGACUCUCUUACACUAAAAUUCUGAAAACAUUAAGUGGAAAUGGAUAUGCUCUUUAUUGUGUAUAAACAAAUAAUUACAUAGGGUUUGAUAUAAACUUAUUUAUCCAACAGAUACUCUUUCAUCACAUCUGAUCUAGUGGGAUGUGUCCCUGCCCAUGGCAGGGGAGUUGGAAAGAGAUGAUCUUUAAAGUCCCUUCCAACCCAAACUAUUCUAUGAUUCCAUGAUUCUGUGGUUCUAUGAUUCUAUGUCUAAUCCAACAUAGACCGAGUCCCUCAAGGGAGAUAUGCUUUUGUAUUCUUUGUCCAUAUUCACAGCUGUCUCAGCGUGUGUUGUAUUAAAGGCAGGAGCAGGAGAAUUUAAUAUUCAGUAACUUUGAGGGAUGGUUUAAAUCUGUGAAGCAGCACAGCAAGGACUUGGUGCAGAAUAACUGGCAGAGGCUGCAGUUUAGGAGGCAAAAGCAGAGUUAACUUUGUUAGUUUUCUUUGAAAACAGAGAGGUGUAAGUCAGUUUGUCUUUACAAAUACUUGAAGAUGUUUCUUGGGCUGAAGACUUUUCAGGAGGUAUGUGUGUACUGAGACUUCAUAGCAGGAGUUGGGAAGAGCUUGUAAAGCUCUCAUUCCCGUCAAAGAGAAUGCUUCUAUGUGCCUGCUGCCUUUAUGUGCUUGAUCAGCAGAGGAAGAGAGGUGAUGCUGAAUGCAUUUUUCUUCAGCUGUGAAAGGGAAGGAGAGUCCUUGGAGGUGCAUGCAGGUUGUACAGCGACUGAUGGAGGUGGCUGGAAUCUCUGUGAGAAGGAAAUGUAAGGCUAAAUUGCCCAAAUUAAAAGAUUAAAAAAGGCCAUUUACCUUAAGUCCAAGCUGUACUGCUAUUACUACAGAUGCCAAUCAGAGAAGUUAAUCUGUUAUGUUAAUUUAAAUAAGUAAUAUAUUGAAAUGUCUAGGUAAUGUUUUAAAAGUACAUUUACCUUUAAAUUCUACUCUCUAACAUACUGCUUUUAACUUAUUCAAGAAAUAUAUUAAUUUGAGCUCCCUCUUCUGGUCCUCAUAAGCAAUCACUUCUAUAGAUCCUCAGUGUCAUAAGCAAAGGUGGAUUUCACAAUAGAAUUACAAGAAACAAACAAAUCAAAAUAAUACUGGUAAAAAAAAGUGUGAAUAAAAAUAUUGAAAAAUAUUUUUGUUUCAGUCUUCAGAGAGAUUAUUAUAAGCUUAAUAGCAGACAUUUAUUCUACUUCUCUUAUUUAUACCCAUGGCUAUACUCAUUACAGAAUGCAGUUCUAGAAAUCUGUGUGUGUAUUUUGGAGAUGAAGUUUCUCACAGCAAAAUAUUGUUAUAGACAGAGGUUUUAAUAAUUGCAAAAAGCUUGUAUUUUGUGUUUCUUUUUAUACUUAUAACUUUUUACUUUUAGGAAAUAACGUAUUGUGCUUUUAUUUACCUUUUCAGUUAAAAAGACUUGUCAGUCUUACUAAAUCAUACUUUCAUCAUCAUGAAUUGGUUUUAUCAAAGUGAGUUUUAAAACAUUUAUUCUGUGCUUAAACUUAUUUAAAAUUUCCACUUAAAUAAUGCUAAAAAGUCAUUACGUUUAUUUAAUGAUAUUUCUUUUUAGUUGGAAAACAGAUGAGAUCAUAAAAAUAUCAACUAUUUUAAAUACUGCUUAGGGGUUCUGACCACUUUCCACUCAUGUUGAUGAUGCCCAAGUUAAAGAAACUCGCUUUCCUUACUAGGAGGCAUACUUUUGACUUCUUGGUACUGGUCUAGUACUUAUCUUGCAGCAUUUUUAUUCAUAUAUAUACAUGAAAAAAACAGCUACAAUAUAUUUCAUAAUGCUGAUGUCUGUGGAAGCUGGGCAUUGAUGUCAUGUCUUGACUGAAAUUUUCACUUAACUGGAAUUACUCUUACUUUUGUAGGAGCAAAAUCACAAUCUCCAAUUCUAUUGAAAAGUUUCUUCUUUGUAAAGGUAAACGUUUUGUAAAGGUAAAGGCAGAGACCAAAUGCUAGUGUGUUUGCCAUUUACAGUGAUCAUUAAAUAAAGAGCUCAGUUUAAUGUGUAUCUUUUGAUGGUUUGUUUUCCCGAGAGCAGUCAUGAACCUUGAACAUAAUAUCAUGGCACAGGUAAGUUAUCGGUUCAUUGGUAUGAUUUAUUUGUGGGUGUGUAUCUGUCAUUCACCUAGACACAUUAACUGUUCCUGACUCUAAUCCAAGGAAUCUGGCACGGGAGGAAUGGUUUCUUGUCAUACGAGUGCUUUGAGCUGGCAAAGCCUAAUUGUGUAGGUCUUAGGCAAUGCUUAAGAACUUCUCAUUUUUUUUAAAUGGCUGACUUUCAAAUCAGUAUUUUCAUAUUAUUAUAACACUCUUACAGUGUAGAACAUCCUUUUUUUUGACUACUUUUAAUUAUCCUCUGAAAGGGCUUAGGUGUGCCUUGGUUAAUUACAAUAGUAGAGACUGGUCAGUGAUCCAAGUGAAGGGCAAAGGGCUCCUUCCACUUCUGCACCACUCUGAUACUAAAUAUAGAACGCGUAUGUCUGUCUCAGGUUUGGGAAGCAGGGGAAUGUGAUGUGUGAAUUCACAGCCAGGAACGGCAUCCAUGCACAACUACUUUGUCAAGUUGUCAGUGUCUUUACAGCAUGUUAUGCAUAUUAAACGAUUUGUGGGUCUCAUAUCU
Molecule: messenger RNA, 4635 nt
Organism: Cuculus canorus (common cuckoo)
Lineage: Eukaryota; Metazoa; Chordata; Aves; Cuculiformes; Cuculidae
Gene: FAM221A
Product: family with sequence similarity 221 member A
Exons: 7
Coding region: 385-1275 (296 amino acids)
Source: RefSeq, a predicted model, not a curated record